GCCCUCGGGACGGGCACUCCGUGCUAUUAUCAUGGCGUUAGUAGCUGCCUGAAUCGAAAACGGAACGGAGACCCGUAAAGCAUUCAGUUCAACGGUUCGGAAAAACAAUGCAGAGCCAGGCGAAUCUGAACUGGGGCAUCGCUGCGGCGGGUAGGAUAACGCAGGACUUCGUCACUGCCCUGGGAACUGUGGAGAAGUCCCGCCACGUCGUGGUGGCCGUGGCGGAUGUGGAUGGCCAGCGGGCUCAGGAGUUCGCCCAGAGGAACCAGAUCCCCAGGCACUACGACGGGUUCGAUGCCUUGGCGCUGGACAAGGAGGUGGACGUGGUCUAUGUGGGCACCUUGAAUCCCUUCCACUAUGCCGUGGUCCACUUGAUGCUCGCCCGGGGCAAGAACGUCCUCUGCGAGACGCCAAUGUGCCUGGCCCUGGAGCAGGCCAAGGAGCUGUAUGCUUUGGCCGAGCAGCGGGGCGUGUUCCUCAUGGAGGGUAAACUAACCACAUCUGAAAUUAAAAGUGAAUUUAAUUCUGGUUAUGAUUCACUUUCAGGUAUGUGGUCACGUUUCUUUCCCAGCUACGCUCGCCUGAGGGAACUCCUGAACAGCGACGUCAUUGGGGAGGUGACCCAGGUGAAGAUCCAGCACGGCUUCCGCCUCACUCACAUGGAGCGGGUCUGCAACCGCUCGCUGGGCGGCUCCAUCCUCAUGGACAUCGGCAUCUACGCCCUGCAAUUGGGUCAGUUUGUCUUCGGAGUCUCACCCGUGAAGAUACUGCCCAGUGGCACGCAGCUGAACAAGGACCGCGUCGAUGUGCAGGGUGAGUUCAUACUGGACUACGGAGACGGACGGAGACUGCUGGCUUUGGUCACGGGACUGGAGAACCUGGAGAACGAUGCCGUCAUCACGGGCACCAAAGGCGAGAUUAAGCUGUCGAACUACUGGUGCUGCACCCAACUGAGCCGAUCCAAUGGUCCCCCGGAUUCCUGGCCAUUGCCGCGGGCCAAGUUUGACUUCCACUACACGAACACCUGUGGCCUGCGAUACGAGGCGGAGGAGGUGCGUCGCUGCAUAGAGAAACGGCUGCUGGAGAGUCCGAAAUUCACGCAUGCCGAGAGUCUGGAACUGAUUGCCAUCACCGACGAGAUGCGACGCCAGAUUGGGGUCACCUACGAUGCUUGAGCCGUAGGAAAAGUUGCUGAAACUAAUUGUAAAUAUAUAUCUGAAUCGGAUUAGGGUUUCCUCAUUCAAGUGGCUUGUUAUUUUGUAUUCAAUAUUUAUUUAAAUAAUUGCAAUUA
Messenger RNA from Drosophila ficusphila, 1291 nucleotides. RefSeq names its product trans-1,2-dihydrobenzene-1,2-diol dehydrogenase. Lineage: Eukaryota; Metazoa; Arthropoda; Insecta; Diptera; Drosophilidae. The transcript has 2 exons. Bases 108 to 1175 code for a protein of 355 amino acids. The record is from RefSeq and is a predicted model, not a curated record. Gene Ontology annotation, molecular function: nucleotide binding.